CAGACAGGAGAGAGAUUCUUUGGGUACACGGCAGAGGCAGAAAGACAAAGAUAGGCAGCAGAGAUGUGGGGUUCAGGGGGAGGACAAAAAUAAGGAACAUUUGCUAAGAGGCUUUUUCAAGCUACAAAUGCCAGGCCCCCACCCUGAUCUACUGAAUCAGAGCCAGACUCACACACCAGAUUAAGGUAGUGCCAUGGCUAAUCUACAAGAAGACCUAUGUUAUCGUUACAAAUGUAACAAAACACAGAAGAUUUUGUUCAGCCAAAGUACCUGAAAGGUCUAAAGGCUGGAAGGAAUAGUUAUUAAACUGCUUGGCAGGUUGGUUGUUGGGGGAGCAGGAGAGGGAGAAGAGUGGAGGUAGAGAAGGGCACAAAGGGACAUCUGUGGACCAUGCAGAAAGUUCCGGACACCAGACCCCUUUGGCAGAGACAGCCCAGUGAUCUGCACUGUUUUUGGCUGGUGUGUGUGUGUAUGUAUAAUGUCUGGGGAUAGAACUAAGUUGUCACAGAAGGAAACAUGAUGUUCAGAAUGUAUCAACUGUCUUUAUUUUUUACUUCCCCCAGUGCCUCAGACAAAAAGGAAGGGGGAAAAGGGGGGAAAUGUUUUGUAAUAUCACUUUGGGCACCAUUUUACGAAUCUGAUCGUAAUAUUGAACAGUCCUAAGAUGCCCACAUUUAAUCAGCUUGCACCUGGCCGGGAAUGUGUAGCCUGAAAAGGUGUGCAGGUGGUCUGUUUUGAACUCCUCCCCACCAGGGUGAAAACCAUUAUAGCUCCGUGUCCUAAUUUUAAUGUGCAUGCGGUCACCUGGGGACUUGUUAAAAUGCACGUCCUGAUUAGAGGUCUGGGAACGAGGAGGCCCAGAUCGCGCAUCUCUGACAAGCUUCUGGGCGAUGCCUGUGCUGGCUGUCUGCAGACCACACAUGGGGCAGUAAGGCCGAGGAACAUCAGAUACUGCCGCACAAAGUAAUACAGCAUCCCCAGGUGUCUAAGCUUGAGAGAGAGAAGACUCAAGAAGCAAAGAGGAUCCGUGAGCUGGAGCAGCGCAAGCACACGGUCCUGGUGACGGAACUCAAAGCCAAGCUCCACGAGGAGAAGAUGAAGGAGCUGCAGGCCGUGCGGGAGAAUCUCAUCAAGCAGCACGAGCAAGAAAUGUCAAGGACAGUGAAGCUGCGGGAUGGGGAGAUCCAGAGGCUCAAGUCGGCCCUGUGUGCUCUCCGGGACGGCAGCAGCGACAAAGUACGGACAGCGCUCACCAUCGAGGCCCGGGAGGAGGCCCGGAAACUGUUUGACGCGGAGCGCCUUAAGCUCCUACAGGAAAUUGCGGACCUGAAAACUGCCAAGAAGCAGGUGGACGAGGCUCUCAGCAACAUGAUCCAAGCGGAUAAAAUAAAGGCUGGGGACCUAAGGAGCGAGCAUCAGUCCCACCAGGAAGCCAUCUCGAAGAUCAAGUGGGAGUCAGAGCGGGAUAUUCGGAGGCUGAUGGAUGAGAUUAAAGCCAAGGACAGGAUCAUCUUUUCCCUGGAAAAGGAACUGGAGACCCAAACCGGCUAUGUACAGAAACUGCAGCUGCAGAAGGAGGCUUUGGAUGAACAGCUCUUUCUGGUCAAGGAGGCCGAGUGCAACAUGAACAGUCCAAAACGAGAGAUUCCGGGAAGAGCAGGAGACGGCUCUGAGCACUGCGGCAGUCCUGAUUUGAGAAGAAAUCAAAAGAGAAUAGCUGAAUUGAAUGCCACCAUAAGAAAAUUAGAAGACAGGAAUACCUUGCUUGGAGAUGAACGAAAUGAACUGUUAAAACGUGUGCGAGAAACCGAAAAGCAAUGUAAACCUCUUCUGGAAAGGAACAAGUGCCUCGCCAAGAGAAACGAUGAACUGAUGGUGUCUUUGCAGCGCAUGGAAGAGAAGCUAAAAGCUGUGACAAAGGAAAAUUCAGAAAUGAGAGAAAAAAUAACAUCCCAUCCACCCUUGAAGAAAUUAAAAUCACUGAAUGACCUCGAUCAAGCUAAUGAAGAACAAGAGACAGAGUUUUUAAAACUUCAAGUCAUUGAGCAGCAGAACAUCAUUGAUGAGCUCACAAGGGACCGAGAAAAGCUCAUCCGUAGGAGAAAACAUAGAAGAAGUUCCAAGCCAAUUAAGAGGCCUGUUUUGGACCCAUUUAUUGGCUAUGAUGAGGACUCCAUGGAUUCAGAGACGUCAUCUAUGGCAUCAUUUAGAACAGACCGAACACCAGCUACUCCUGAUGACGACUUGGAUGAAAGUUUAGCAGCUGAGGAAUCGGAGCUACGCUUUCGACAGUUAACAAAAGAAUACCAGGCCCUUCAGAGAGCAUAUGCCCUCCUACAGGAACAGACUGGAGGCAUCAUCGAUGCUGAAAGAGAAGCCAAGGCUCAGGAACAGCUUCAAGCAGAGGUGCUAAGGUAUAAAGCCAAAAUUGAAGAUCUGGAAGCGACUCUGGCUCAAAAAGGGCAGGAUUCACACUGGGUAGAAGAUAAACAACUUUUCAUUAAGAGAAACCAGGAGCUUUUAGAAAAGAUAGAAAAACAGGAGGCAGAAAAUCACCGGUUGCAACAAGAACUACAGGAUGCCCGAGACCAGAAUGAGCUGCUGGAGUUUCGAAACCUAGAGCUAGAAGAAAGAGAGAGACGAUCCCCUCCAUUUAAUCUACAAAUUCACCCAUUCUCAGAUGGUGUGAGUGCUCUACAGAUCUACUGUAUGAAAGAAGGUGUCAAGGAUGUGAACAUCCCUGAUCUCAUAAAGCAGCUUGAUAUCUUGGGUGAUAAUGGGAACUUAAGAAAUGAAGAACAAGUGGCCAUAAUUCAGGCCAGCACUGUGCUGUCCCUGGCAGAAAAGUGGAUCCAGCAAAUCGAAGGAGCGGAGGCUGCCCUGCACCAGAAAAUGAUGGAAUUGGAAAGUGACAUGGAACAAUUCUGCAAAAUAAAAGGCUAUUUGGAGGAAGAACUAGAUUACAGAAAACAAGCUCUCGACCAAGCAUAUAUGAGAAUCCAGGAACUAGAAGCUACUUUGUACAAUGCUCUGCAGCAAGAAACCGUUAUCAAGUUUGGUGAAUUAUUAAGUGAAAAACAGCAAGAAGAGCUGAGAACAGCGGUAGAAAAGUUACGGCGGCAGAUGCUGAGGAAGAGCAGAGAGUAUGACUGUCAGAUUCUUCAGGAGCGAAUGGAGCUCUUACAGCAAGCCCAUCAGAGAAUUCGUGACUUAGAAGAUAAAACAGACAUCCAGAAAAGACAGAUAAAGGACUUAGAAGAAAAGGAACAGAGACAUCUACAGUGUGAAUGGGAAGAAAAGCAGUCUCCCGUUGGUCUUUCUGCAAAAGGUGAAGCUUGUGGAAUGCAUUCCACAGAUGACAGAGGAUCACAGUGAGCCCCAACUAAACUGGCAACGAGGCGAGGCAAAGGACCUCGGCAAAUGUAACAUAAGAAAUAAAAGCAGAUUUGAUGCUUCCCUGGCCUUCUGUCACAUCUGUGUUCCUCCACGAACAGACUGAUCUCAUUGCUAUCGAAAAUUAAGAAGACGAUGCUCUAAAUCACAAGCUCCCUGACGUAGUUCUUUUUCGAAUGCCAACGUCUAUAGGGAACACGGGCCAGAGAGCAUCUUUGAAUCCAUUUCUAAAAUACCGGUUUUCAAAUGGCUGCUUAAAAUGCCUGCAAAUAAAUAUGUUAUACGAUUUGAGUAAAAACACACAAUAGAGGCGAUAAGUAAACUUCUACCAACAGUUGAGUUUGCCACAGAGAUGUGAAUAUUAAAUAAAAUGAUGAUUAUUUUUUAAAGUAUCCUGAUAUGCCUAGAGCAUUCUGACCUCUUGUCAUUUAGACUGAUAACAUUUUUUCCCCCAGAGAGCUGACCACAGCAAGACAGCUCUACUUUUUUUAUACAGAAGCAACAUAUGUUAUGAUAAGGUCGUUUUCUACCAGAGGCAAUUAGAAGACUGGUACUUUUCCUAAGUUAUGUAAUACUUAGUCUUGGAUUCAGCUCUGAGAGCCAAUAAAUGUUCCUGAAACCUAAUUUUACACCUCAUUGACUGUAGAUAACAAAACAGCCUCAAUUUUUCAAAUUGUCAAGGUUUUAUUUACAGGGCUAGAUCUCCCAUGCCUAAAGAAUGUGUGUAGGGAACCAGAAACUCUUUCUAUGAAAUGCUACACAAAUCCUUCCAGACAUGAGUUCAGUAUCUUAUUCUUUGGUUUUAGCACUGGCAUUUUCAAAGCCAGAACAAUAACUGAAGAAUAGGCAAGAAAGGCUAGAAUGCUGGGGUCCCACUUUUUGUCCUUAUAUUUACUGCUGAUCCAGGUAUCUUUGGCCCAGUCACUUAACCUCUCUGUGCCUCAGUUUCCUCAUCUGCAAAAUGAGGUUAAAUGCUUUUUCAUAAAGUUGUUUUUUUUUUUUUGCAAUUCUCGAACAAGAGGUGCUUAAAGUAGCACAAAGUGCUUUGUAAAAUGAUGACUGCUGUAUUAUUUGACUUUCUUAUAUUGUUGAGAAAGAGUCCCCUGUGUCAUAAAAUAGUGCUUCCAUCUGGUUAAAUCUAAGCCCUGCAGCACUGAAGCUUUCCCAUCAAACUACCUGGGAUAUUGCUAGCAAUAAAGGUUGAGAGAUCCAGAGCCAGGGUCUCUGAUAACCUGUAGUAAAUAGAUCAUCUCAUGCUUUUGAACAAGAUAGAAGAAUAUCAUCUCACUGAUAAGCAUCUCCUAGCUCUCUCUAUUGCAUAUGCAUGCCAUGAAACCAAACUCCACUUUUAUCUUAGGAGAGCCAACUAUGAAAUUAAGGCUUGGAGUAAACCGAUAGUUAUCACAUAAUUAGUCUGAUUAUCCCUUUAAUUUGGGGGAGAUGUACAGUAAUAUAUCCUAUUGGGAAUAUACAAAAUAUCCUUCUGCUGGAUUCUGCAUUCAACUAGGUAGUUUCUACACUAAAUAUGAACAGCACAUUCAUUGUGCAGACAAUGUAAAAGAAGGUGCCACUACCGUCUGUGACCCAGCCCUUUCAAGUCUCAGAAUAUAUGGAGGAGGAUAAAGUAUUCUUCCCUGUCUUUGACUUCUGUCUUCCGUUGCUCUUUCUUGGCCAUUCCAGGGUCCAUCUGAGCAAAUUCAUACUCCAUCUGUUAUAUCAUACCUACUUUCCUUCUCUUCAUCGUGCUUUUUCCACCAAGAAACUUUAUAUUAAAUUUUAUAUCUAAACACUGUCUUUGGUUUAAAUUAUCAGAAACAUUUGUAAACUAGUGUGGCUUGAUCAUGUACCUUAUCUGUUAUAAAUCUGAUUGUAUCACACACACAUUAAAUCAUACAAGAACAAUACAGGUAGGAUGACCAUCUAAGCAGCUUUUGAUGUUUUUAGGGUGAAUGCAAAAGGAGAGAUUCUUUGUUUAACAUUCAAGAGAUGAGCAAAGUUCUCUAGAUUUUAGGCUAAAUGGUGAUAUUUUACCAAGUCUUACUUCUGAUCCUCAUAAUUAACAUAUCUUUGAAUGAGGCUGAAUAUUUUGGUAGGUACAUCUCUCUGUUACUCAACAAUUACAAAAAAUUUAACAAAAUUGUAAAUGUGUGUUUCACUCAUGGAUCCACAGAAAUGAAUUAUAUUUAAAUGAAUGCUUCCCUUGCAGAUAAUGUUUAGCAACAGUAAAGAGUGUCUCAUUAGCAAUGAAGAGGCUUACUGUGGCUGAACUUCUUACAGAGAGUUCAUAAUCCCCACUUUGAUCUUUAAUUUCUGCAUCUUGACUAUCCUGACACAUUUGGCCAACGAGUUAGUAACAGAACAGCGUUCUUCAGGGCUCAUUUGCCUAAUCUUUCUUAACAAAGUAUGCAUCUCUUGGAAAAUUAAACAUAACUUACAAUAUUAAAAAAUAGUUUGCCCUAAAAUGAAAGUCCCACUCUGGCACAGUUAUUCAUGACAGGAAAAUUUUCAUGAGGAAGGAAAAACAAAAUCAAAAAUUAUUUGGCUAUACUAGCAAGCAUCUAUUACUAAUUUGACUGUCUAACCUUUUUUUUUUUGGUCACCCACAUUUUAUUUUAGGAAACACUAGAAUGUGCUGAAAAUAAGUAUCAGAUCCCUUUUAACCUAUGUCAUAUAAAUGAAAUCGUUGCCAAUAGGGAGGUUGUAGAGGUGGAAGAAUAAAUUUUGCUUUGAUCUUUCUGCCAUUCACAAAUAAGCAUUCACAUAGGUUGCCUGGUUCUUCAGGAGGAUAGAAAUGAUGUAGAGGGCUCAUCAGUCAUCGCUGGAGUAGAAAGGGGACAUUCAUUCUCUGGUAAUAUAGAAGAUACAAUUUUGCCAAAUAAUUUUUGCUACAGUAUUUUUUGCAACUAAUUUUUGUUUAAAUCUUUGAUAAACUUGUUCCUUUUUGCAUAUUUACUGUCGCCUUUUUCUGUAAACCCACUGUGUGAUUCACAUGUUCAAUGUCUUCAAUGUAAUUCGAAAGUUCAUUGUUUCAAAAUGAAGUGUUUUUUAAAAACUGCCUAGGUUUUCAUGGGAGCUGUAAAAAUAAUAUUUAUAAUUUGUGUUGAUGUUUAAAUAAUUGGAUCAUGUGUGUUAUGGUACAUCGAAAUAGAUGGACAGCAUAGCCAUUUUAUUUUCUAAAUAUUGCAUUUUUUGAUCUGUCAAAGAGUGGCACUAUAUAUGUACAUAUAUACACAUAUAUACAGUAUACGUAUGGUGUAUGUAUACAACACAUUAUCUACUAUAUUGAAAAAGCUCAAUAUAACAUCUGAGAGAUCAGUAAUCAAAGCAAACCUUAGACGAUUAUUUAUGUCAUGAGUUCAUGCUUUCAGGAUGGGCCCGAGCCUUUCCUUAAGUGGACUUCUCCUUUCUAAAAGGAAAAACAGUAGGUCACAAGGUCUUAAAGGACAAAAGCUUCCAUUCUGUUCAACCGCCUUGUUACUUCUAUAUAAUAUAUUACCUUGAGACUGAAUUUCAGGUGUAUUGGCAAGAGGAUUCAGACAUAACAGAAGGGUGGAGUUGAUCUUGUGAUUUCAUUUUAGUACUGGGCCGGGCAGAUUCACAUUCCUUUGUUGCCUUUAAUUUGGUAGUUCAGUUCUUCCUAAAGAAACCUCUUGUUGAAGGUCCAAGUCCAAUGUUUAAUCAAGUUACUAAAGAUCUACUUCAAGGAGCAAUGUGACAAAAAUAGAAGGAUUAUAAUUUGCUAUAUUCAACCUAAUGUAUCAUACUCAGAGAUGCAGGUGACCGACUCGGUGAAGUUCCCUGAUUUUGUAUUUGUGUUUUCUCAUUGAGAUCUUUGCAUCCGUGCUUGUAUUUCCAUCCUUGUUAUGUCAAAGUUCUGUAGGAUGGAGGUGGUGUAGCUAAAGAAGUUUGUGUCCAACUUUGCCUACAAUCAAGAUUCUACAAACUUGCUAAAGUGUAGGUGAUGCAAUUUCCCAAAAGCACAUCCUCAGCAUCCAAUAGUAACAGCAAUCACUUACCUUUGAUUGACAUCUCACAAAAUGUGCCUAUUUUCCCCCAUUAACUAUAGUAACUUCUUACAAUGAGACAGAUCAAAAUCCAAACACUUUUAUAAAUAUGUACAUAUAUGCGCAUAUAUAUUCUGUACAUAGUAUGAUGGCGUGAGCACUUACUAGAUGUGUACUUCUGUCCUAGGACUGAGGACUUCAGGAAGGGGUUUUUCUGAUGCUGCUAGGUAACUCAUAUUUUGGGUUAGCAUCUGGUGUCUGUGCUCUCCUCCUUCCCUGCCUCUUCUCCUUCCUCCCCUACCUUCAGUUCACUACCACGAUUCCCUGUUGUUGACUGAGGCAAAGAACUACUGAUUGGUUUUCCAAUUACUCAGGCCGGGAACCAGCCUUGUAGUGAUGCCACUGGUUUUCUAGAAAGAGCAACAGAAAGUCCAGUAUGAUCUACAGCAUUAAUAUUAUCCCACAGCCCCAUUAUUUUUUCAGCUAAAAAUCUCGUUCCAACAAGGGUUUAUGCGUGUUUUAACCUUCAAGAUACAAUUCUUUGGGGACUCAAGUAGAGAGCCAGUGUAUUUGAAUACAUGAUUCCCCAGAUGCCUACUGUACUAAUGUGGCCAGGGGACCAAUUUCUCAGAGCUUUCAUCCAAUCAACUGCCUCAUUUGGGGUUCUUUAUCUCCAUCUCAUUAGCAUGACUCCAUAUAUUGGUUCAGUGCUUGUUUAUUAAUGCGAGAGAAAUACAAAUUGACUGACUUUCACCAGGAUGAUCCCUCUGAAGUACACUGAACAUGUACAUGUAAUGUAUGUAUUACCGUAGAGAUGGGAAUCAAUUUAUUGUAUGUAAAGUUUUAUGAAUGGUUAUUUUAUAAUUUAUGUAUUUAAUAUAGGAAUCAAUGAGCUCUGGUGUUUUAGUUUAUAUAAAAAUAAAACAAGCUGCAUUUUUUAAAACUUUA
This is a messenger RNA of Felis catus (domestic cat), 8345 nucleotides long. RefSeq names its product janus kinase and microtubule interacting protein 2 (gene JAKMIP2). Gene Ontology annotation, molecular function: kinase binding; microtubule binding. Lineage: Eukaryota; Metazoa; Chordata; Mammalia; Carnivora; Felidae. The transcript is spliced from 20 exons. The record is from RefSeq and is a predicted model, not a curated record. Bases 1096 to 3375 code for a protein of 759 amino acids.